This is a messenger RNA of Carya illinoinensis, 1236 nucleotides long. RefSeq lists its product as uncharacterized. The record is from RefSeq and is a predicted model, not a curated record. The coding region runs from base 177 to 902 and encodes 241 amino acids. The transcript is spliced from 8 exons. Lineage: Eukaryota; Viridiplantae; Streptophyta; Magnoliopsida; Fagales; Juglandaceae.
GGGGUCAAAGGCCUGUCGUGAAAGGAAAUCCCUCCGUUAAUUUAACCCCUUUACAGUAAAGUUUCUUUCUACCGGUACGAGUUUAUCCUCGUGAUAUUCUUAUCAAGUUCAUAUCUUUUCCUUCUCUUUGCAAGUAGAUCUCCAUUCUUUCUGCAAUUUGUGUGAAAAAUAGCUUCAUGGAUGAUAGUCGUGGGAAGAUAAAGGUUAUACCGGAUCACUUCACAGCCUCAACAACCAGCGUGGAUUCUCAUCAAAGCGGAACGUCAUUUGUUUCCCUACCACGAUCUGACAGUUCUUUGAGGUCUCAUAGCUGGACUCGAAAGGGUGCCACUUUCAUGUUGAACUUGUUUACCGUACGAGGGAUGCCAUGGGGUUCUAGCACUGAUGGUCAGAAAAAGGUUGAGCUACCUGCUGCUGAAGUAGAAUCACUUAGAUCAGCAGUUGCUGAUUUAGAAGAGAGAGAAGCUCACUUGAAAGCUCAGCUGGAACAUGUCGAUGAACUUUUGCGGUCUGCUCGCCUGUCUGGUUAUUUGUACAUUCGUACUAGGUGGACAGCACUACCAGGAGAACCUCCCCCUUUAGACGAUACUGAGGUUGAUGACUGGCUUCCUCGCUUUGUUGUCCUUCAUGGACUAUGUCUAUUCUUCUAUUUAUUGUCUACAGAUCUAAGCCCUCAAGACUCCACUCUCCUAUCUGACAUUGUUGAAAUAGGUCCUCUUCCAAGCCUUACACGAGAAGAUGAGGAGACCCGAUAUGCCUUCUAUAUGCUAACUGGUCAAGGACUGAGAUAUGAGUGCUCAAGUAUUUCUAAGAUUCAGGUGGACUCUUGGUUGUCAGCAUUACGAAGUGACUGCAAAGUGGGUUCUGAUGCAACAGUUCUAAACGGUUCAAGUCAGAUUUAACAUCAUUUACGCAUUUGAACCAGUAAGUAGUAGAAAGAUAGAAAUUAAAUUUAUACCUUGAAAUCUAUCAAUCACUUCUCUGUACAUAAGCUACACCUUCUUUUUUUUUUUUUUUUUUUUUUUGUAUGAAAGAUACGGUCUAUUUGAAUUACAUAGAAUGUUUUAUUUCUGAUUGAAUUUAUGCUGACUAAUAACUGCAUUGACCUUGCACCGGGCCUUUUCCCAUGCAAUAAACUGUAAAGGUCUUAUAUACUAAGUAUUCAUUCAAAACUUAAUGUAAACGGCAUAAGUAAUUGGAAAGGCACUUGGUGAUGAUUCUCAGGUUCCCUCUUCA